Molecule: messenger RNA, 844 nt
Organism: Daphnia magna
Lineage: Eukaryota; Metazoa; Arthropoda; Branchiopoda; Diplostraca; Daphniidae
Product: 28 kDa heat- and acid-stable phosphoprotein
Exons: 4
Coding region: 148-687 (179 amino acids)
Cellular component (GO): cytosol
Molecular function (GO): RNA binding
Source: RefSeq, a predicted model, not a curated record
CAAAUGAAAAAAAAAAAAAAAAAAACGGAUUCUGUUUAGCCCUUAACCCAGCCUCCAUAUGGUCCCAAACGUCCCAUAUGUUGAGAAGCAUUCACUGUCGUUUUGUUACGUGUUUCACUGUCAUACUAAAUUUUCUAAAUCAACAGAAUGCCGCGUGGUGGAAAAGUAAAUAAGAAAGGACGAGCAAGACAUUUCACAAGUCCAGAAGAACUAGAGAGGCAAAGGAGAGAAGAUCAACGCAAUUGGAGGGCCAAAGAAGAGGAAGCAUCAGGUUCUGACUCUGACGAGAGCAAGUCAGACAAAUCAGGAUCAAGUUCUGGUUCGGAAUCAGAAGAAGAUUCAGGGAAUGUGAAACCUCCCAAUACAGCUGUUGAUGUUGAAAAUCCAAACCAUGUGGUCAAACAAGCAAAGAAAGUUGGAGAUUUAGAUGUUAAUGAUGCAUCCAAACCGGAGCUUUCACGUCGCGAGCGGGAGGAAAUAGAUAAACAGAAAGCCCGAGAGCAUUAUCAAAAGCUUCACGCCCAGGGUAAGACCGACGAAGCCCGCGCAGAUUUAGCUAGGUUAGCUAUUAUCCGACAGCAACGCGAGGAAGCUGCCAAAAAGCGCGAUGACGACAAGAAAAUGAAAGAGGCUGAGAAGGCUGCAAAGACUGCAAGUAUUCAAAAAGCAAUAGGGAAACGAACGUGAAAAUACAUCGUGGCUUAACCAUUGUCUAGCUCCACUCACAGUUCCAAUUGUGGCUCAUUUUACAUUUUUCCCCUUGUUUCCAUGUGUUCGUCUUUGCAAUUGAUGGCUUUGCUAGUGAUUGCCAGCUUUUACAUUACAGUGAAGGCGAAAUGAGAAA